This is a messenger RNA of Acanthosepion pharaonis, 1776 nucleotides long. Lineage: Eukaryota; Metazoa; Mollusca; Cephalopoda; Sepiida; Sepiidae. The record is from the annotation of a GenBank genome assembly.
AUGUUAAAGAAGUUGGAUGAUCAUCAUAUGGAGAUUUUAUCAAAUUUCCAAGAGUUCAAUCGAGACUUGACUAUUGCUGUGAUAUCAGAAUUUUCCCGACAGUUUACUCAAGAUCCCCGACAUCUAAAGCAGGUGGCUGCUGUGUAUCUCCGUCUCCAAAAAGAAUCAGCACAAGAUGAUGUUGAUGCUUGUCCAGAACACCAGCAAGACAAAACAGAUUCUUCUUUGCCCAUACAUGACCAGCUUCAAAUAGAAAAUGGUUUUACUGAGGAAACGCUAAGUCUGGAAGCAGGAAAGGUGUGCAAGAAUGGAAUUCGUAUCCUUGAAGGUUUGUCAGCGUCAGGACUUCGUUCUGUACGGUUUGGUUUGGAAGUGCCAGGCGUAAGGGAGAUAAUCGCCAAUGAUUUUGACAAAAACGCUGUCACUUACAUUGAGAAAAACAUUCAGAAGAACAAGUUGGAGGCAUUGGUGAAGGCUAAUUAUGGCGAUGCAUCAAUGGUUAUGUACGAAAAUCGGGAAUAUGAAAAUCGAUUUGAUGUAAUUGAUCUUGACCCUUAUGGAAGCCCAGCCCGUUUUCUUGAUGGGGCGGUACAGGCUGUGUCAGACGGCGGCCUCUUAUGUGUUACCUGUACUGACACAGCAAUACUCUGUGGCAAUGCACCUGAAACAUGUUUUUCCAAAUACCGGGGUAUGUCUCUGCGUGCCAACUUUUGUCAUGAGAUGGGGCUUCGUAUCAUUCUCCAGGCUAUUGAAACGCAUGCUAAUUCAUACUCGCGUUACAUUCAACCCCUCCUCUCGAUCAGUGCGGAUUUUUACAUGCGCGUCUUUGUGCGUGUCUUUAAGGGACAAAGCAAGGUAAAGCAGUCAGUCACAAAAUUAGCAAUGGUCUACCAUUGUGUUGGGUGUGGGAGCUUCAGUCUGCAACCACUCGGAGAAAAAACAGUGACAAAAGGAAGCAAUUUCAAAUAUACACCAGCAGUAGGCCCACCUGUAGGCUCAACAUGUAAUCACUGUGGGUCACGUCACAAUGUCGGGGGUCCAAUUUGGGCUGAUGCUUUGCAUGAUAAGGAAUUCUUACAGAAUGUGAUUGCAUCUGUGGAGAAAGAGGAUUUUAAACUAAACACAAAGGACCGUAUCUUAGGAAUGUUGUCGAUGGCCUAUGAAGAACUUCCUGACAUUCCACUCUACUAUAUUGGUGAUGGAAUCUGUGAUAGACUCCACUGUAUUGCACCAAGUUUGCUACAAAUCAGAUCAGCAAUUCUGAAUGGAGGCUAUAGGGUUUCCCUAUCUCACUGUGCCAAAAACUCUCAUAAAACUGAUGCCCCAGCUGAAUUUAUUUGGGAUAUUAUGCGUGUGUGGAUUAAGGAUCACCCAGUGAAAGAGUCUCGUUUGCAGGAAGGUAGUGUUGUCAAAGCCAUUCUAGACAGAGAGCCCAAAUAUAAAAUCUCAUUUGAGCUUCAUCCAAAUGCUAACCCUCCUUCUCGUAAGCAAGGUCUGCUCCGUUGGCAAAUCAACCCAGAGCCCUUCUGGGGUCCACGGCCUCGUGCUCGAGUAAAGGAGGCUGACAAAACUUGUACAGAUGCAAAGAAAGAAAAGAAUAAGAAACGUAAGCGAGAAAAAAAUGAUCGCGAUUUGAAAAUGUAUCCUUGCAAGCAGUUCAAAGCAGGACAAUGUAAACACGGUGACAGUUGCGUCUACAGUCACAAUCUUGAUAUGGAAGGCGAAAAGAUGACAAGCGCUAAAGGUGCAGCUACGGACACAAAGGAAGAAUCUUAG